Messenger RNA from Copidosoma floridanum, 1152 nucleotides. RefSeq names its product tigger transposable element-derived protein 6-like. NCBI's taxonomy places the organism in Eukaryota, Metazoa, Arthropoda, Insecta, Hymenoptera, Encyrtidae. The record is from RefSeq and is a predicted model, not a curated record.
AUGUAUUAUGGAUUGACGGGCAAAUGCACUUGGCUGUUUAGAAGGUGCUUGAUGGAUGCUCAUGUAAAGGCACUGCAAAAGAAUUUGGUGUGCCAAGGUCUACUAUUCCAAAGAAAAAUAGAUCAUGCAACGGUUAUUUUAGUCGUAGGGUUCUUCCGUAUUUUUACUUAUGAGCAAGAGGAGACAUUAGCUAGGUACAUUUCAGAGAUGGAAAUAAAGUUUUUUGGAUUAACUGGGGUUGAAGUAAGAAAAUUAGCUAUCCAAUUCGCAGAAAAAUUAAGCAUUCCUCACAAGUUCAAUCAAACAAAAAAAAAAGCUGAACAUACAUCUUUUGCCAGAGCAACUGGAUUUAAUCAAGAAGCUGUGCAGGAAUUCUUCUCACUACUUGAAGAGAUUUUUAAUAAGCACAAGCACUCUUAUACACCUAAUAGGAUCUACAAUGUUGAUGAGACAGGUAUAUCCAUUGUGCCCAAAUCAUCACCAAAGAUAAUUGCAAAAAGGGGACGUAAACAAGUAGGAGGUUUCACUGCUGCUGAAAGACGUGAAAAUGUAACUGCCACAAUUUGUAUUUCAGCAGCAGGUACCUUUAUGCCACCUUUCAUAAUAUUUCCUAGAGUAAAGGAAAACUUAGAGUUUAUCAAGGAUACACCAGCUGGGGCUUGGGCAGAAUUUCAUAAGACUGGUUGUAUGCAGAUUGAUAUAUUUACUAAAUGGUUUAAAAAGUUUGUGAAAUUCUCCCAAGCAACACCAGAGAAUCCAGUUUUGCUCCUCCUUGAUGGGCACGUCACUCAUGUAAAGAAUUUGAAUGUCAUAGAUUUGGCAAAAGAAAAUGGUGUAGAAAUACUAUGUUUCCCACCACAUUGUACUCAUAAAAUGCAGCCACUAGACGUGGGUUUUAAUGGUACACUAAAUAAGAGUUUUGGUGCUCAAGUAGCUGCUUUUCAGCGUCGGGACAAUCAAAUUACCCUAAAAAAUCUUUACUCAAUUUUUGGAAAAGCUUAUAUCCAUUCUGCAAAAAUGGAGACUGCCAUCAACUCUUUCAGAAGAUGUAGAAUGUAUCCUUUUGAUUCUACUGUGUUUCCUGAAUUGAAUGUUUGUGCUUUAGAAGGUCAAAUUUCUUUGGAUCCAUGCAACUCCAAUAAACCAGGUUAA